AUGAUCAUGAGGCUGUUUAUUAUACUUGCUUUCAGUACUCUCACUGUACUCUUGGGCGCGGGUUUUUCUGAUGAAGAGUCCAAGUUUUAUAGUAACGAUGACAGACAAGCAUUACUUGCGUUGAAGUCUCAAGUUUCUGAAAACAAAAGAGGAGCCUUGGCCUCGUGGAACCACUCGAUUCCGUUAUGCAAAUGGAAAGGUGUUACAUGUGGCCACAAACACAAAAGAGUAACUGGUUUAGACCUUGGAGGGUUGAAACUCGACGGGAUCAUCUCGCCUUCUAUCGGUAACCUUUCUUUUCUGAGAUCUCUUAAUCUUGAAGACAACUUUUUUAGUGGUACCAUCCCAGAAGAGGUGGGAAUGUUGUUUAGGCUUCAACAGUUGAACAUGAGCUAUAAUACUCUUGAAGGAGUGAUUCCAACAAGCCUCUAUAACUGCUCUAGAUUGGUUGUCCUUGAUUUAACGUUAAACCGUCUUGGACACCGUUUGCCUUUAGAGAUAGGAUCGUUAUCCAACCUUAAACUUUUGCUUCUUUCCAAAAACAAUAUUUCAGGGAAGUUUCCCAUAUCUAUAGGAAACCUAACAUCACUUAGUACCCUUUCCGUUUUAGAUAAUCAUAUUGAGGGAAAGGUUCCAGAUACAAUAGGUAAAUUGACCCAUCUAAUAAAACUCCAAAUUUCAGCAAACAAUCUCUCGGGUGUUUUCCCAUCAGUGAUCUACAACUUGUCCUCACUUGAGUCUUUAGCCAUUGCUGCCAAUCGUUUCUCUGGUAAUCUUAGGCCUGAUUUUGGAUAUAAGCUUACAAAACUUGAGAAGUUGCAUUUAGGAGGGAAUUCAUUUUCAGGAGAUGUUCCCAAAACAAUAUCCAAUAUCUCAGCCCUCACACACCUAGAGCUUUCGCAAAACCUUUUCACUGGAAACAUCCCCGUUAGUUUUGGAGCAUUACACAAUCUUCAAUAUCUAGGGCUUGCUCAAAAUUCUCUUGGAAACAACCUAGUGGGAGAUCUUGAGUUUCUAAGUGCGUUGGUGAACUGCACUCAUCUGCAAAUGUUGGAUGUUGGUUACAAUAGACUUGGAGGAGAAUUGCCAAUCCAUGUAGCCAAUCUUUCUAACGAGCUGGCAAAUAUAUAUUUGGGGGGAAAUCUCAUCACUGGAAGCAUUCCUCAUAACAUUGAGAAUCUCAUAAACCUACAAUCACUUGGCCUGGAAAACAAUAUGUUGACAGGACGAAUACCAACCUCUCUAGCGAAGAUUUCAGGGUUGAUAUCCUUGUAUUUGAACUCAAACAGAAUGUCAGGAGAGAUACCAUCGGAUAUCGGAAACAUGACUCGCUUAGAGUAUCUCAACUUGUUCAACAAUAGUUUUCAAGGAAGCAUUCCUCCGAGUCUUGGAAACUGCCGUUUUCUGUUAUACCUUCGGAUGGGAUCCAAUAGGUUAACGGUAGUAUACCUCAAGAGCUCAUGCAAUGUGAGUCUCUUGUCUACUUGUACGUGUUGA
Messenger RNA from Microthlaspi erraticum, 1497 nucleotides. NCBI's taxonomy places the organism in Eukaryota, Viridiplantae, Streptophyta, Magnoliopsida, Brassicales, Brassicaceae. The record is from the annotation of a GenBank genome assembly.